GCCCCCAAAAAAGCAACGGUGCAAGAGAGGGAAACUUGUCGACAUUGCAGAGAUCGUUUCAACUACUUCAAUUGAAAAUGCUCGCUGCUCCUCCCGAGCUCUGAUAAUCACCAUUUCUCUUGGCUCUUGUAUCCACAGGCUCACGCUCGAGCUCCAAGCAUUCUGCCCCCCGGUGGAAGUCCCAUUUUGGGUUCGAUUCCAGCUUCGAACAUGACCUCCAAAGAAUCAAGUUCUGCUGCUUCAACCGAUAGUAAAAUCAAAAGAGUUCUUACUCAUGGGGGUAGAUACGUACAGUACAACGUCUACGGGAAUUUGUUCGAGGUCUCGUCCAAGUACGUCCCUCCCAUUCGCCCAAUCGGUAGAGGCGCUUAUGGUAUCGUUUGUGCCGCUGUCAACUCAGAUACGCACGAGGAAGUUGCCAUCAAGAAGAUUGGUAACGCAUUUGACAACAUAAUUGAUGCUAAAAGGACAUUGAGAGAAAUUAAGCUCCUUCGCUACAUGGAUCAUGAAAAUAUCAUUGCCAUCAAGGAUAUAAUAAGACCGCCCAAGAAGGAAACCUUCAAUGAUGUAUACAUAGUUUAUGAAUUGAUGGACACUGAUCUUCAUCAGAUAAUUCGUUCUGACCAAACUCUUACUGAUGACCAUUGUCAGUACUUUCUAUACCAGCUGUUACGGGGCCUGAAAUAUGUGCAUUCAGCUAAUGUCUUGCACCGUGAUCUUAAACCCAGCAAUUUACUUCUGAAUUCAAACUGUGACCUUAAAAUUGGGGACUUCGGUUUGGCAAGGACAACAACUGAAACUGAUUUCAUGACAGAAUAUGUAGUCACUCGGUGGUACCGAGCCCCAGAACUGCUCCUCAAUUGUUCAGAGUACACAUCUGCUAUUGAUGUUUGGUCUGUUGGUUGCAUCUUUGGUGAAAUUAUGACCAGAGAACCUUUGUUUCCUGGAAAGGAUUAUGUUCAUCAACUAAGGCUUAUAACAGAGUUAAUAGGUUCUCCUGACGAUGCCAGCCUUGGAUUUCUUCGAAGUGAAAAUGCCAGAAGAUAUGUCAGACAACUUCCACAAUGCAGGAAGCAAAAAUUCUCGGCUAGAUUCCCUAAUAUGUCUUCCGAGGCAUUGGAUGUUCUAGAAAAGAUGCUCAUCUUUGAUCCCAACAAACGCAUUACAGUUGAUGAAGCACUAAGUCACCCAUAUCUUUCAUCACUUCAUGACAUGAAUGAUGAGCCAGUCUGUCCAAGGCCAUUCAGUUUCGAUUUUGAGCAGCCAACAUGUACUGAAGAGCACAUCAAGGAGCUCAUCUGGAGGGAAUCAGUGAAGUUCAAUCCUGAUCCAGCGCAUCAUUAGAAAUUCUUACAUAUCUGUAUAAAUAUAAAGAGAUAAACUUUUCACCUUGGAUACAGUGCUUCUCCUCAGCAUCCAGAUGUAUUGCUAGGAAUAGCAUUCAACCUCUUUUCCUUGUAAUGUAGUCAUAAACCAACUUGGACAUGAAGGGAAGAUUCUCCGGAAAAAUGGGCAAACACUGCAAAUCCCAUUGGAUGUGAUAGGCAUCUAUACAAGUUAUAUAAGCUAUUGUAUUAUACUGAGUUUGCUUAAGUAGGAAAGGCCUUCGGGGAGCAUUAUAGGAUAGCAAAAACUCUGGAUUGAUCAUGGAAUCUUCUUCCUGUUUCCUGACAAUAAUCUUGGAAGCUGUUUUGCGAUCUCAUCGUUUAGAAGCUCCAUUUUUUUUCUCA
Prosopis cineraria is the source of this 1730-nucleotide messenger RNA. RefSeq names its product mitogen-activated protein kinase homolog MMK2-like. The record is from RefSeq and is a predicted model, not a curated record. Gene Ontology annotation, biological process: intracellular signal transduction; protein phosphorylation. Gene Ontology annotation, molecular function: MAP kinase activity; ATP binding. The transcript is spliced from 6 exons. Lineage: Eukaryota; Viridiplantae; Streptophyta; Magnoliopsida; Fabales; Fabaceae. The coding region runs from base 211 to 1344 and encodes 377 amino acids. Gene Ontology annotation, cellular component: nucleus; cytoplasm.